Molecule: messenger RNA, 7504 nt
Organism: Solenopsis invicta (red fire ant)
Lineage: Eukaryota; Metazoa; Arthropoda; Insecta; Hymenoptera; Formicidae
Exons: 2
Coding region: 1160-4579 (1139 amino acids)
Source: RefSeq, a predicted model, not a curated record
UAAAAUUGCUACAAGUUCCGAUCACAUUGCGAUAAUUAAUCAGUACGAUUGAAGAUUACAUCAAUCUACAAUUAUUAUGUCGCGUUGCGUAAGAUUUAUGCAUACCUCAUGCAUACCUACAUACAUGCGACGCAACACUCUUGAUAGACAUCCUUCAAGACUCAAUGAGUGUAUAUUAUUGAUUCUUGAUCAAUCCUUAAAUUAACCACCGCAAAUAUCUUAAAUAAGAAUAAAAGUCGUAAUGAAUCUCAAGUAUCGCGUGCAUACAUUUGUCAGCGUUCAGUUAUUGGCCAAUAAUUGUUGAAUCUGCUGAAACAAACGUCCAUUAUCAUAACAUACAUAGGCACUUUACCAUAAGUUUCACUUGAAUUUUUAUGCAAACCAUGGCCUUAAUGCACCUUUUCGACCUCCGCCAAAUUACCCGGACACGUAACCAAUAAUUCUACACAUUGGUUGCUUAUUGUCGAGUGUAAGGUGAAAUAUUUGAUUGACCAAUUUUUCCGAACUGUCCUCUGUGAGCGCAGCGGAAGGAUUUACAACCGGUUUCACGCGACAUACGCGUUGACCGGGGACCAAGGGGUACACGUGCGACGACGCAUCUUCGACUUCGGCGAGGCAAGGCUAGCCUACUUUCUCUACAAAGAGAAUUUUUAAACGACGUACGAGGAGGGCUGACUCUUCUCGCGCUCUUCCCCACAUCAUCUCUUUGUACGUCCUCUCUCUCUCUGUCUCUCUCUCUUUCUCUCGGUUCCUCUCUCUUGUCUCCGUACCCUUAGGCGCACUCACUCUCUCCUCUUCCCGGGUCUCCUUUCCACGAUUCACCCGGCAACUUCAGUCGACAACUCCUCCGACUGGUAGUCCUCUCGGAGUCUAUAUAAGCGGAGUCUUCAUACGAGACUGAGCAUUUUUUGUGUUAGUACUGGCGAGUCGUGGUGCUCGCUUGUCAAAGAGGCUACGGCCUGACGAAUGCCAGUAUGGUGCGUGUGACGUGUGAUACGAAGAGCCACCGUUAAAUCGCACACGACAAGCUUCGGUUAGGCGCGACUUCCCUUAAAGUGCGGUGGCGAAAAGCAGAGGAAACGCUUCAAGUGUAAGGAGAUCUACGUAGUGUCGGAUAAUCUGUGUGUAGUGCCGAGAUUGCGGUUUACGUGCGUGUGUCAUGGUUAAAUUCAAGAUGUUGUUUGCGCUGUUCUGCGUCCUGUUAAUUGGACAUCAUGUACAAGCGGUAGUCAACAAGGCGACCUCGCAAGUACCGUUAACCAAGGAAGAAGAGAAACCCAAGGUUAAAGCCGACGAUAGAAUAAGUAAUACUUUCGAUUCUCCAUCUGAUGAGUAUGGGCUACCGCUGGGACCUGGUUUCAAAGGACCUGCGCCGAUAUAUGGGCCUCCGGAAUUAGUCGGUAAUCUUGGACCGACGCCUAUUUAUCCACCACCGCCACCGGAAUUACCGCCUCCUGUUGGAUCGUUGGCCAUCACCUACGGGCCACCGCGAAAUAUCAAGCCUCAAUACGGGCCGCCGAAACAAAGUUUCGGCUUAGCAACGUCUUCUCUCUUUUCUAAGCCUACUUACGGCCCUCCGAAACUUCAUUACGGACUACCGAAGCAACAUUUUAUGCCGCCGUUGGUUUCAUUCCCACCGUUCAGAUCACCGAAACCUCAGUACGGUCCGCCAUUGAAACUGGUCGGUACAUCGAGCCAGCAAUAUAUACCGCCUAAGCCAGGUCACGGACCACCUAUCCCUAUAUCGCUCGAGACUUACGGUCCACCGCCUCCGAAAUUAGCUAUUCAGUUUAAUCCUCUGCCCAAUGACGAGUACGGUCCACCGCCGCCGCCCGUAUCUGUGCCGCAACCGCAAUACGGUCCACCAGCUGGUGAUUUAUACGGACCUCCACCGCCAGCACCUCCACCAGGAGUUCCAGCGCCACCCACACCCCCUGACAUAAAGUACGAUGGAUGGCAGCCCAUUGCCGGAUUGGCCACCGCCCCUAAUCAAAGUGGUCCUCCGACAGAUACAUAUGGUCCUCCUCUCGACGCGAAGCAUAAUUACGUCGAAAGUUCGCCGGGACCGCAAUUGUCUCACGCUUCAUUGAGUGCCUCGAUGGAUGCGAACGUGCCUAGCGAUUCUUACGGCGUGCCGUUACAAAAUCCUGAAGAUCAAAAUUUGAAGACGUCCGUGCGCGAAUCCUCAGCUUCCUCGGAGAGUAAUGGAUUACCGCCGCCGCCGUUGCCGCAGAACGAACCUUUGCACAACAAUCAAGGACCGGGUGCUAUCACUACAACCAGUCAAUCCAAUCACCAACAAUUCGGUCGACAACAAUUAAGCUUGCAGUACGGAGCGCCAAACAUUGAACCCUUGUCUAUCGUAAAGACAGUAGGAUUUGAGCUGUUACCUGCAACUGGCGCUUUGAAUGCGGACGUUCCAUUGUCAGGUGGUACUUCUGACAUCUCAUCGCUCAAUCAAAUCUCGCAUUCGGUUACCAAUACUGCUCCGCUUCAUUCAGGUCUAGAAUUGACACCGAACAAUGGCGCGUCUCAAGUAGAUGCCCUAAAUAAUGUCGGAGAUUCUCAUGAAUUUCAGAAUAUUGGGAACGAUCUAUCCGUGCAACAGCUUCCGCAGCCAGCGCCGUCGAGCAAUUAUGGCCCGCCUUUAACUGCUGAUAUAUCUGGGACAUCUUUACUUUCUCCUCCACCUUUAAAUUCUUAUGGUGCACCACUUCUCUCUUCUUACACGCCUAAUGGACCUUAUUCUGCGGCGCAUGGAGGAUCGUUGUUUUCGUCAUUUGGAAUAUUUGGAAGCUCUUUCCAUAAGCAGAAUCCGCAUUCUCAUCGGUUUCUUGGGCCACCAAGGCCACUCAGGCCACCGUCAAUUCCCGUUGGCUCUUUGAUGCCACCGCGAAAUCGGGAACCGAUUAAAUUCAGGGAACCAAUACCAACGGGACUCUUGUCGAAUAUUAAUCGAUAUUUGCCGCCACCUGCAAAACAGCAGAUACCGAAUCUCCACGUGCCAGUAUCUUUCCGCCAUACAUCAGGAUCGAGCAAUCUAUUUUCAGGCUCAUUUGCGUCGCCUGGUUUAUUUAAUGCACACAACUUCAAUUCUCCAAUUGCCGCGCCUCAUGUUCAAUACGGAACUCCACUAUCGUUCAACGAUUUCAAUACACCAGCACCGCAUUUGACUUAUGGAGCGCCUAAUUUUGGCCCACCGACUUCUUUUAUCUCAACAUCUACCGGAUUUGGCAAUAAUCUGUACAGCGGAAUCCGGAAUACGCUGUCAACGACGUACGGCACACCUGUGGUAAAUGCGCCAUUAUCAAUCGGCGGCAGUUACGACUGUAAUUCCUUGCAGCCACUCUUGCCCGUGAACGGGGCGUUGCAUUCAAGCAGAGGAGUAUCCGCAACCGGAGCGCUACCUUUAAGCAGUAGUUUACCUUCAGGCGGAGAAUUGCAUUCCAGCGGAGAGCUACACUCGAGUGGAGGCUUAUCUUCAGGUGCUGAAGUGCCCUCGAGCGAGGGGCUAUCGUUAGGUAGCGGAUUACCCGCGCAUUUUAGCAGCAAGUUGCAGGGUUUUGAAAAUACAGGAAACACAGCGGACAAUCACAGUCCAGCUUUUACGGGAAAUGAUAUAUCCGAUGUCAACAAUCAAAAUUCCAUUUUUGUAGAUAACGUACUACCGCUUACAAAACCACUCGAUAAUUUUCUGGGAGGACCCCCGGUGAAUACAUUGGAUUUACAACAUAACGAACAACCGAAGAUCAAUUUGAAGGACAGUUACGGUAAUCCCGUAGGACUAACUUACGAUUCAUCCAACGAAGCGAGUAAUACCAGAACUGUUCACACAUCCGUUGCAGGAUCCGAAGUUUCGAACGAGCUCUCCGCGCAGUCUAGUCAGGCUCGCAAUGUUUACCCCGCGGCAUCGUCUUUCGAACACGACUCAGGAAUUUCGGCUGAAGCGCUGACAGCAAGUUUAACUGCACAAGCGUUCAGCCAAGAAAAUAAUAUUGGAUCAAAUGAGGUGGAUGCUAGUCAAUUUCUAAAAACGAGCGAGGGUAGUGAAGCAUUAUCUUUGGCUCAGAGAUUGACCGCUGACAAUGCAGACGGCUUUGAGAUUCAAGGUUCCAAAGGUACUUACAGAUUGCAGAUACAACCAGCGGAUGGAGGGCUAGGCACCGAGAACUCGGAUGGCAGCAUCAGACACGAUCAGGUGUUGUCCAAUGGUCUUCUUCAGGACAUAUUAGCUGCUAUAGAGCAGCCAGAAAAUGGCGUUAUACAACUACAAGGUCUACCGCAAGCUCAGCAAUUGGAUAAAGUUUUCGGUCCUGAUGUGUCGCAAGAAACAAGUGCUACCAAUGGUCAUUUUAUCACUGUAGAUAGUCAAGCGCAAAAUAACGAUUUACAAAAUAGAGUCGAAAAAAUUAGCGAUAGAGACGAAGAUAAAAACUAUUCCAAAAACCAAUCAUCAGUGGCUUUGUUUUUUGAUACUAAAUAUGGCGAUACGAGAAAAGAGAUUAGAUCAACGUUGAAAAACGAGACACAAGCCACGAGCAAAGAUAAGCAGGAGAUCGACAAAACAAAAUCCUCAUAAAUUAAUUCAUAAGUGCCUUUGUAAAAAUAUUUUAUAGUAUUCUUAAUAUAUAGCCUCAAUCGUCCUGAUUCUCUUUGCAGAGAGUUGUCGAUUUCCAUGUCUGACGAGAGAAAAGAUAUUGCUGCUAACGUGAUUACUUUCUUUUCUUGUUGCUGAUUAACAAAAAAUUGUGACAAAAUAUUGGCAUUUUAUAUUAAAUUUGUACGGCUACAUCUGCAACACGAUUUCAAAUGUUUUUUACAUAUUUGAAUAAGAACAUAAAACAUUAUAGCUCUAAAAGUCCUUUGCUUUUUUUUUUUAAUAUAUGAUCACAAACGUGAACGAUCAUCUUUCCAUGUCGUUAAUGUAUUAGGAUUUCUAUGUGUAAAAAUUGAGACAAAUCGUUAUUUUGCAAUUUAAUGAAACUCUCUGGUAACUCGUCAGGUUACUUUAUUUCUAAAAAUUGUUCGAGCGAAAACAUGAUAUUGCGUAAUGAUGAUAGCAGCACGCUGAAAAAAAAACACUUAACAUACUCGAUCAACUGGAAACUGAAAUUAGAAGUCUUGAAAUGCGCGAACAUGAAACGAAAGUUUAUGCAAUCCUUUUUAUUUUAUUUUUAUCCGAGCAAGCGAAAGUGAUAAUUACUUGUUGGCUAGUACCGAUAAUGUUUUAUUAGACGAAUCGCCCGCUUAUUCAAGCAUUUCUCGCCUCUCACCAAAAUUAUAGGAGCGAUUGUAGAAAGAGGCGUUGGUACCAACGGCAUUUUUAUCGCGAGAAGAUUUCACAUCUAGUGUUGACUUUUUUUAUCAGGCGUUUGCUAAGAUCUGCUCGAGGACUUAAAACGCUCUGACUUAUCCAUAUCCUCGCAUCAACGGCUUAUCUUAUUCUCGUCCAUGGAAAUCUCGUUGACUCGAUAGGUGUUUCGAGAAUGAGAGAAUUAUUUAAUAUCGAACGAGAUUUUUUUGUCGGAUUAUUGAUAAUCGGUGUCACCACCUUCGGUCAGAUUCGAAAGAGGUGGCAAAGUCUGGCAUUCGCUGCUCUCGCACAAUGCAUGAAAACGUUAAGCGUGGUACGAGGCGCACUACGCGACAGUUAUUAACACUUAUGUAGGUCAAUAGGUUACGGCACCGCUCUCGCGAAGUCUUCUCACAACUAGCGAUACACGGUGUAGCCGCGUAAAGUCACUUGAUCGGUAGAAAUUGAUCGACGGCCAAGUAUCUUUCGCGGUUUUAGCCUUCACCGAGGUGAAAGUUCAGAACCUCAUUUAACGACCUGGCGGAAUAGCGCCCAGCACGUAUGGGAAUCUCGUCUCGAGUGAAACGCUCGUCUCUGCUCGUUUCUGCGGGCGUGCAAGUUGCGUUACGCUUGGUUUUACAUGCCUUUGUGACGAUAACCGGUGAAUGCGGAUCUAUUACCGUCUAGUCCGCUGUUAGGUGCGUGCGAAGAAAUACACACACAUGUCGUACGCUUACUUAGGGCCGUACACGGCGGAAACGCGGAGCAACCUCAAAACGUCGAUUACUAUCGGGCACGAGAGAACGCGAGCGAUGUACGUACGUUACUUCCUUCCGCCGCUCGCGUAUUAACGACUUUUACGCGACUCAGGAUUCGCAGUUCUGCGCGUAAGUUGAAAAUGAGAGCCUGUCGUGAAAGCGCACCGUUAAAAUCCCGAGUGUGGCAUAAUCUUAAAGUUCUUGCAUUUUUAUGCUCUUUCGCCUGGCAAACGGUUAUGCAUAACUUGGUGUAUUGCAGAUACGUAAAAUAAGUAGAGCGUAUAGUUUUAAGAGACGCUCAUUGUUACAAAGUACGCAGUGACGAUACUGCCAAGCCAUAAAACGCAUCCACUUGCUCCUAACCCAUAUCCACCUCUUUUUUAGAAUUUUAAUUUAUAUACAUUUUUAUUAGGAUUUUAAUUUAUAUUUUAUAUACAUAGAGUUUAUAUCCGAUGAGCAAUCAAUGUGAUCACUCGCCGGAUAUAACAAUUAUUAGCCUGUACUCUUAAUGUAUGCUCCUCAUGUAAAUAUAUCAAUACUUUGUAAAUACAGCUUAAUAUUCAUUUCUGCUCCCUCCUUUAUCCUAUUCUAAUGUAAUAUAGGUGUAAUCAAUUUGACACGCUAUAAACGCUUCGAAACAUUUUAUUGAGCCAUCAAAACAAAGAAUUUUAAUUUCUAAUUGACCAAUCAAAGUAUGAAUGCUUCAUGACCGCACCCUACGUGAGAUAAUUGCAUAGUGAAUGUCAUAAUAAAAACUGUAAUCGCAAUUUUUAUAUAAUAGAUAUUUUUUUUCUCUAUGUCAUUAGUGCGUUAUGUGAUUUACUCUUUAUUCACAGUUAUGCGCUACAUCAAGACCAGCCGUAAAUAUUGGCAUUAACAGCGUCGGUUGUUACACAAACACGUUGUUUUCGAGUCCAUUUGCAGAGAUUGGCGGGCCCCGUAAUGUGGAUUACAAGUUUGCACAUCUGAAAGUGUUUGUCUCGAGAAAGUACUCAGCUAAAUCGGCGGUCGCCUAAAUACCGCGAAUUCUGGCACGGUGGAGAAACAGAAACGUACGAGGGAAUUAGGUAUCCACCACUAAGUAGAAUUACGGUUAUGUAAAUGAAACGAUAUCGCUUCAUCUUUGGUUAGAAAUGGUUAGUAUCCAGUUUCUCGUGCUAAAAUCGUUAUUCGCAGAUUUUCCACGCGAAUCCAGUCGCCGUCAGUAUUCAUCAGUUUCUUUUCUCACUAUCUACGUUGUUUCUUGCGUUUCUUCGCUUCCUUUUUACCCGCUGCUUCGUGUUACUAGACAAUACGAUCAUGAAACUUCCCGUGCAAUCUGAAACUGAAGCUAUGAGAAUAUUCACACGUUUCUCGCUGCAAAGACGAGCUUGCUCGCGUUAAACCAAUGGGUCACAUUAAGUAAACUAAUUGACGAUACGCUAAUGUAACACGAAAUUUUAUUAUUUCGUUG